This is a messenger RNA of Linderina pennispora, 474 nucleotides long. RefSeq lists its product as uncharacterized. The coding region runs from base 1 to 474 and encodes 157 amino acids. The transcript has a single exon. NCBI's taxonomy places the organism in Eukaryota, Fungi, Kickxellomycota, Kickxellomycetes, Kickxellales, Kickxellaceae. The record is from RefSeq and is a predicted model, not a curated record.
AUGUCAGACAACUGGGACCGCUACUACUCACCGACAUCUGUGGCAGAGAUGCCAGUGUUUUACACUGCACUCGCUGUCAGCCUGACCAAUAUCCCGAUUAUCGGAUAUGCGAUACACAAUCGUGACUACUUGCCAAUUAAGAGCAAGAACGUGUGGAUUGUGGCCGGGAUUGGGCUUGGCAGCACGAUCUUCAACGUGUCGUUCAACAUCCUCAACGGAAUGAUGGGAUUUGAAGGCGUGCUCGGCUAUUGUCGGUUCUGGACAGCGUGGAUGAUGAGCACACUGGGGCUUGGUUUGUUCCUGAGCCCAAUGAACAUGCGGCUGAUCAUCUACUACCGUGUGUUUGUGAAACGGCGGACACACAGCUACACGCACUUCACUAUGGCCAAGUUCCUAAGGCGGUACUGGCCGUUUUUCGUGCUAUGGAUGCCAGUAGUGGUAUCGAGCAUUGUGGCAUCGGUGCUGCCGGCAUAG